Saprolegnia diclina VS20 is the source of this 1053-nucleotide messenger RNA. RefSeq lists its product as hypothetical. The transcript is spliced from 3 exons. The record is from RefSeq and is a predicted model, not a curated record. NCBI's taxonomy places the organism in Eukaryota, Oomycota, Saprolegniomycetes, Saprolegniales, Saprolegniaceae. Bases 42 to 971 code for a protein of 309 amino acids.
UCUUGCCACCAGUACUCGAUAUCCGCUCUACCCCCAUCGUCAUGUCGGCCAAGAAGAUGCAAAUGGGACGGCAAGCGCCCGGUGGCGUCCUCGUCUCGCCCAUCUCGGUCGCCCACCGCAACCGGUGUCUCGACAGCGACAGUGUCAACCCCGUUCGGGCGCAAUGGAUGGCCAACCUCAAGAAGCGCGCGGACGCGGCGUCGUCGCCGCGCGUCGACGACAAGGCCGAGCCCAUGAAGGCGUAUGGGCACAUUGAGUACACUGGCCGGUCCAGCGUGCGCGUCGAGCCCAAGACGUCGGCGCACGUGGACAUUUUGCCGAAAAAACUCAUCAAACCGCUCUUGAAGAAGCGCCCCAACUGCCCGACAAUGCUCGAGCUGCAAGCCGGCAAGCCGCGGACGCCACGGCGCAAGAUGAACGGCGGCGGCUUUGAGAGCGACAUGCAGAUCCAGACGGGCUUUGGUCCGCUCGAUGGCUGCUUCCCCGGCGUCGGCACGCCGACCGCGCACCACCGACGCGGCCCCGCGUCGCCCGACAUCAUGGACCCGUUCUCGGGCAUCGACUUUGGCCCGUUCGACACGUUUUUGGAUCUCCCAACGCCCAAGAACAAUGGACUGCAGCAUGGCGCGCCGCCGUUUCCAGUGAUGGAGGCGACGGAGCUUGCGAAUGCCUUCCAGCAGCCGCCGCUCUUGGUGCGGGCGACGAGCGUCGAGCAAGAGGGAUUGAGCCUCUGCUUUGAACACACGCACUUGGGCCAGCCGACGCAACUCAGCAGCAACGUGCCGCCGUCGCCGUUCGGGUCGAUGCUUCGGCCGUCGUGCGUUUUUGACUCUACCAAGCACCACCCCGAGUUUGACAUUCUCGACUUCAACGACUCGGACAUUGACAAGGAAGUCGACAGCUUCUACUUUGACGACGACCACGACGACAGCCGCGUCGACCACGACGAGAUUGAGCUCAUCUCGACGUAAACCUUACACCGCAGUACCGUAGUUUCGUAGGACACCGCAUUUUUCCUCCAUGUUGCUAAAGAAAACACUUUGUCUCGUCUCA